AUGCCACGCAACAAUCGCCUUUCUAUGGACGAGCAGGCUGAAAUCGACGUCAUGCGCGACCUGGGAUGGAGUGUUCGCCGGAUGAGCCAGCGGAUCGACCGCUCUCGAGACUGCAUUGCACGGUAUUUGCGGAAUCCACUCGCGUAUAAUACGAAAACUUUAACCGGAAGACCGAAGAAGCUGAGCGAACGUGAUCGCCGUUCAAUUCUUCGAUUGGCGUCGAACAGCACGAAGACGGCUAGCGAAAUCAGGGAAGAAUUGGGGCUCCAAACGUGUUCACGACUCAGAUUUGGCUAUUUGAUCAAGGGUACCGCUAAGGAGUACACUGCGCGACAAGAUCACAAGACUCGCGAUGUAGACGAACAGUGGUAUGGGGUUUAUUGCUUGCUUACCAUGAAAGAGACCAGGGAGUACGUGAUAGAAGAUGUAGACAAGCCUCUGUUUGAGCGAUCAAGUCCCAUAGAAGAGUGGUCGAGUGACAGCCGAGACAGUCCUCUCCUUGAGAUGAGCCGAUACGACAACGUCCCAUGCACUGGGCAAUCAUCACGAGUAUUGUUGCAGCACUCUUCCAGCCACGUUGAAGCUCUUCCAAGACCUUGGAGUGGACAGGACAAAGUCGAUCACAGCGAGAUGAAGGCUGGCAUCAAAGAAGUGGUCAUACCUCGUCUUGCUCGAAUCACCACG
Ostertagia ostertagi is the source of this 684-nucleotide messenger RNA. NCBI's taxonomy places the organism in Eukaryota, Metazoa, Nematoda, Chromadorea, Rhabditida, Trichostrongylidae. The record is from the annotation of a GenBank genome assembly.